Aethalodelphis obliquidens (Pacific white-sided dolphin) is the source of this 5945-nucleotide messenger RNA. RefSeq names its product Jupiter microtubule associated homolog 2 (gene JPT2). Gene Ontology annotation, cellular component: nucleus. The coding region runs from base 1482 to 2006 and encodes 174 amino acids. NCBI's taxonomy places the organism in Eukaryota, Metazoa, Chordata, Mammalia, Artiodactyla, Delphinidae. The record is from RefSeq and is a predicted model, not a curated record. The transcript is spliced from 5 exons.
CCGCGGUGAGCUCACAGAGCCGGGGCCUCCGGGGCCGGGUCGGGGAGGUAGGCGCGCCCGCGGGACCCGGAGGCCUGAGCGCGCCUCCCCGCGCGUCCGGUCCCAGCACGUGCUCCUUCAUUGACGAGCGCGCCGGAGAUGCUGGCCGAGCCGUCUGCUGCGGGGGGGGCGGGCGUGGCGGCGCUGCUGGGAUUCUGGGGCCCUGCGGCGUGUGCGCGAGUGGAUGGGCCUCGGGGCAAAGUCUCGUCCCGGGAGCCCUCAGCACUGCCGCAGCCCGAGAGCCAGGCGGCGCCCUCCCCCACUUUACUGACAAGGAAACAGGCGGGACAGCAAGUGAUAGAAGGAGUUUCGACUGGGUUUAAACACUCAGGAACACAUAGCAGCGCGCUUGCUUUCUUUUUAGCUUGUAGAGCAAUGGGUAUUGGGAGUCAAAUAGAGUCGCCAGAGCUAGCAGUGUCCUGCCGCUGGAGGAGCCAGCUUGCGUUGUCCAGCUGGUUCUUAAGCUGCCUAAGAGUUUUCUUUAUUGUGAGCCUUUUCUGUGACCCAGCCCCACAAUAAAAGCAGAAGAGUGUGACGUCUGUUGAGGUAAACAGUAUAUAAAAUUAAAGAAUUGUUUCGAGUGAUAAAAUCCCUGUAAAUUUGAGGGAGUUAGGUCAGUAUUCAGUAAUACUCCUACCCAAAUAAUGAGUCCUUAUCCCACGUAACAGUGACUAUUAAUCACUCUCGUCUAGAUCUGUGCUGAUAUGGGGCCAGAAGUAUAUCCUGGAGUGCUCAGAAUGAGUCAGGUUUCUGGUGCCUGAAAGCUGCUGUUCUGCACCACCCACACCAGCUGGGCAAGGGCUGCUUCCCAGCACUUUCUCCGUUGUGUCCACUAAGUACACUCUUUGUUUACACAGCCUGGCACUGGAUGCCUAGCAAACAUUGGUCCAGUUAGCGAAUAAGCACUGUGAGGAACGCUGAUGUGAGGCUGACUUCCAAGCUGUAGGCGACAGUGCAGAGCUGGUGUUCUAAACUGAUACCCACAUUUCUUUGGGGCAUUAGUUUUUGGAGAGGAUAAGGAGAAAAUUCUUCCUUUUAGGAUGUUGGAGAAGGAAAACCCAUCUUAAUUGGAUGAUCGAUUGGAAGCUCCUGCUUGGGAUCAGUUAGCAGCUUUGUCUUAGAGGAAUUGACUAGCUCGACAGGCCUUUUUACUUAGCUGUGAAGGGAAUCAAGUGGUGGCUGUAAGAUUACUGGGCCAGGUUUUCCUCUCUUAAAACCCUACUUUUGUUUUCUUGCUGAAGGAUUAUCUGGUGUUAAAGGGAUUUUGAACUAUAAAAGCAUUAUGCUUUAGCCAUCAUUAAUCUGAGGUCUUUUAAGCUGCAGGAUGUAUAUUUGUAAAGAAUUUAAUCUAGGUCUAUUUUGCAGCUUCACUCCAAACCUGGCAGGUCCCCCAUAGCUUUUCUGGGAUACAGGAAUAAGCUGUUGGAAGGGGGGUCACACGCAUGGAUCCCUCCAGGGCCAUGAAGCCCCCGGGAGGAGAGCCGAGUGAUCGUCCAGAAGAAGCCGCAUCUCCACGCAGGCCCGACAGGAUGGCAUCUAAUAUUUUUGGAUCAACUGAAGAACCUCAGAACAUACCCAAAAGGACCAAUCCCCCUGGGGGGAAAGGAAGUGGUAUAUUUGACGAAUCCAUGCCUGUGCAGACUCGACAGCGUCUGAACCCCCCUGGUGGGAAGACCAGUGACAUUUUUGGCUCCCCGGUCGCUGCUACUUCACCCAUGGCACACCCAAACAAACCCAAGGACCACGUGUUCCUGUGUGAGGGAGAGGACACACUGGACCUUAGAGCCACAGCCAGCGCCUCCCCCAGACAAGAGCCGGGUGAGCCAGGUGGCCCGAGAGAAGCAGCCCGCGCCCAGGAGCCUGCGCCCACCGUUGACAGCCAUGAGCCCAGGCUGGGCCCGAGGCCUCGCUCCCACAACAAAGUCCUGAACCCGCCUGGAGGCAAGUCCAGCAUCUCCUUCUACUAAGAUGCUGCUGCGUCCCCCAUAGCCAGACAAGAAACUCGAGAGAUAGGAUUUCAAAAUUAUAGUUUCUUUAGCCUGAAGGAGCGGGGUGGGGAGAGGGUCUGUUGGGUGGACACCUGAAGCUGCUGCUCCGGCUCCACUGCCAUCACGAGAAGCCGGAGACCUCGCCUCCCAGAAACCAAGGGAGGAAACGUGAUCCCUGGUGUGAGAGGAGCUCUCGGGUGGGUGGGCAGGGAGGUGGUGCCAGGCAGGUGCGCCUGAGGUGUGGGGUCUUCACGUCCUUGGUGUGUUGGCUAAUUGGGUAUCUAGGAGUCACUAACACAGUAGCAGAGUUUAAAGCCUUUGAGAGAAAUCCAGAAACCACGUGUCCGUUACUGUGGGAUAGAAGAGCAAGACACGCUGAAACCCUAGUGGGGUGGGGAGGGUGGGUAUCUGGAUAGACCCCUCAGAUCCUCAUGCUGUUUACCCUUCAUGGACACGGUCUCUGUUUCUGGGACUUCGGCCCCAGUGUUUUUCACUUCAAUUCCACAGAUUUUCUUGAAACAUCUUCAUUGCUUUUCCUCAGCAGCUGUCAACAAAAAACCAAAAUGUUGUUCUCAGUCUGAUGCUUUAUGGAAAGAUUUUGUACCCUGAUCUCCCAAGGUGCCCCGCUUCUGCCCUCUCAAUCCUUGGCCAGAUCUUAUGUAGAAAUCUCUCCCUUUCAUCCACGAGAGACUGGUUUUGGGCUCUUUACAGGCAGUUUUGCUUGUGAAUUGUUCCUUUUUUCCUCAUCAGCCUUAAGUCUAGGCCUUUGCACCUCACCAAUGAUGUGGACAGUUCCCUUCACCAGCAACACUUCCUAUCUACAAGGCCACUAACUUCUAUAGGACUUUGAAACUACCCAGAUAUAUCCAGGUAAUGGGAUUAUUUAACUCCUUCAUGUGUCUUCAUUUAUAUUCCUGCUGACAGUGGGAAGAAGAGAUGCUUGAGAACCGUGGGUUCUUAGGUUUGGGUUCUGUCAUAAUAGCUCAAGACCUGUUCUCAAGUACCAGCUUUACAUCAGUAACUGUUGACUCUGGUCUGUUUCUGACACCUUUCUAGAAAAAGUCUGUUGCUCAGGUACACCAAAGAGGAAGGAAAGUGUUCUUAGGCCACCCUUUAUAAAGCUUUGCAGAACCUCUGGAUCAUAUUCACAGUUUCCAGACGAGUCUUAGAGACCUUAGGCCAAGAGAUUAAAUAGUUUGGCAGUAAAGUCUCAACUGGCCCAUUCCAUGGUAUUUGCCAGCAAAGAUAAUGGGCUGGCAAGAAUCGUGGUGCUGUAAUCUGUCAGGUGGAAGUUUCUCCCAUUGAGCCUCUAAAGGGCUACGGUGUCGGUUCCUGUACUGCAGUCACAUGGGACCAACAGUCUGGGUUGGAGCUACUGGUACGAGUGCCUACAAAGCUAAUGCAGGUGCUAAAAAUGUCUUCAUCGUUAAAAUGUAGUCACACUUCUAGUGGCCUGGACGCUCAAGUGCCUGCAGGAGCUCCCUGCCAAGCUCCACAUCCUCCACGGGCGCUGGGGGGGUUCACACAGUGCUUUGCCAAGCAAAGACACUUUGCUUUUCUGUCCCCCUGCUGACUUUGGAGCCAAGAAACACUGAUUCUAUGUGACUCUCAAGUCUUCCUAUCUCCUCCAUCCUUCAGAUGGUCAUUUAUAGGAAAGUUGUCUGGAAUUCAUUUUUUUCCACAUUAAAAAAUGUCAUAAAUGGUGGUUAGCUUUUAAGCUCAAACACACUAACUUAUUUAACUUACAAUAAGAUGUUCCAAAGGUAGAAAUGAACUGCUAUUUAUAACUUUUUUUUUAAUAUACAAGAAAAUGAUUUAUGAAUUCCAAAUUGGAUUGCCAAGAAGACCCUGACAUGCUGCUGGCCCUCGGGGCUUCAGUCUCACCGUCAGUUAUAUGAGGGGAAGAGCUUUCUAGAUCUGUCCCCUGGCAGGGACUUCCGGAGCAGAGCUGGGGUUAGAGGCCUGGGGGAAGGAGGAAAACAACUAGAGCAGAGCCUCUGGGCAGCAGUGACCACAUCACCUUAUUUUUGUUCCCAUCUUCCCUCUUCCUUUCCCUCCUUGGGGCCGUGGGCAUGGAUUUAGAGAGCCCCGAGCAGUCUGGUCACUGGGAGGAGCAGCAGAAAAGUUUUUGCUCGUUUGAACCUGAUGGGGGAGGCCACUUGGAAAAUGCUCUGUACAUUGGGGACUGCCUGUAUUUGGAAGCUUCAUUAACUCUUAGAAUCCUUUUCUCAACCUCCAAGCUGCAUUGAGAAAUUACUCAUCUGUAUUUUUAUUAAGCCUUAAAACUUUAUGUGCAUUUGGUGCCAACUUUUUGUAAAGCUGUAUCAAAAACAACAAACCUGUGCUCACAUCUCGAUGUAACUUUGAGAGGAGCAUUCUGUUAUUUUUACAAGGGAGGAGUGGGUGUAGCCGUUGAAUUAAACUUAGCAGUCACGUACUCAGUCUUUGCCUAUUGGUUGUGUGCACAGUGUGUGUGCAUGCGGGUGGGUGGGUGGACAUGUUCACGUGUUUCCUCCACGUCCAUUCUCCAGAGUGCCUGAACUCUGCUCCUUCCCUUACAGCUUUUCAUUGGUUGAUGGGGUUUGCCUUUUUUUUUUUAAAACUAGAAGAUGCCAAAAUUAAUCUUCUCAAAGUUUAUGGAUUUAAGGUUUUUUCAUUUGAAAACCAAAGACUUGGCUUUGAAUAGAAUGGACAGGAAUGUGGCAGUGUUCUUUUAGUUUACGUAAAUUGAAGGUAAUAAUUCUUUUUUCACUUAACACCACUUGUUUUCCUGAAGAAUUUGCCUCUGAGUUGACUUUGAAACUUCCACGAAAGCCUGACAGUGAGUAGAUGAAAUGCUGAGCUAUUAGAAUCUGCCUAUAGAUUCAGGUCCUGUAGAGAAAGCAUAGAUUUUUCUUCUUUCUUAUAUAUUAGCUAUUUUCAUAUGUCCUACAAGCAAACUUAAUAUCUUUAUGUGUGUUAAGUGGACUCAGGGUGAUGGAGCUUCUCAGACUGCCUGCCUGGAGAGCUCCACUAGAGGAGGCUUCCUUCUAGAAGACUGCUGCAUCAGGGCCAACUAACUGGACAGCACUUCAGAAGGAAACCCAGCAUGGGUGACCUGACACUGUCUUCACUUGUUCAUCUGAGAGCAUGUUCCCAGAACUGGGCUAGGCACUGGCACCAGUACAUCACCUAUUUGUAGCAGCUGCUCCAGCUGCAGGCAAGCACUGAGGUUUUGGAGUGUCACAGCCUGUUUGUCUCCAGAGGUCAGGCAGUGGCUGAGUCAGAGGAGCAAGGUGGGCUCCCCUGCAUUAUGGUGAAGAAGUGGAAGACAUCUAAGGGUUCCCUCUUCAGGGCCUGUGCCUUGUCCAGAAAUACACGGCUCUUUGGACAGAGCAUAACUUGUUCUAACAUCUUUGUGAGUUGAACCCUGCAAGGAUGUCUACACCUCCUCCUAUAUUAUCCCGUUUGUUUCUUCUGAACUCGUUAUAUUCUUAAUCCUUAGCGUUCUUGGAGCUCAUGAAUGAAAUCUUCCUGUUGUGUGUGUGACUACAAAGUGCUAUCUAAACUUGAACUUAGGAAGAAAUGAGGGGGACAUUACAGGGACCUAGGUGAGUUUUUAGCAGGCAUUAGGGGAGGAUACUUCGAAGUUAAAGUAUUGAUAGAACUUUUGAAACCUGUGUGCCCAAAUUACAUUUUAGGGUCUUGUAAUGAGAAAGAGAAAAAGUUGAAUAGCGAAUUAUCUUUACAAAUUGUAAAGGAAGCAAGUUCUAAUUCAGUUAGCUUGAGCUCUCAAGAGUGUACUAGUGUUCUUCAGUAAGCAUCAAGAAUUAUCCAGCAUAUCAUUUUGUUAAAACUCCUUUUUCUUUAACCAGUUCCAAGUAACAAAUCUGCCCAUACAUGUUAGUGGUAAAAACUAAUAAAGUUGAUGACAAGUCA